Homalodisca vitripennis (glassy-winged sharpshooter) is the source of this 930-nucleotide messenger RNA. RefSeq lists its product as uncharacterized. The record is from RefSeq and is a predicted model, not a curated record. The transcript has 3 exons. Lineage: Eukaryota; Metazoa; Arthropoda; Insecta; Hemiptera; Cicadellidae. Bases 1 to 930 code for a protein of 309 amino acids.
AUGCAGUAUGUGGUACCGGCCUUUGCCCACCGUCUAGCCAUCGACACGCCGUCACAGAACGAACUCAGCCGAGUUAAUACUCACCUGAAGCAGGAGGUGAAGAAGAUCAUGCAUCUCCACCCGAGUACCACCGACAGCCUGCUCUACACCCGGAAAAAAGGACGGAGGACUUGGUUUUCCCCAUCUGGUGCAGCAGGCCCGGCUGUGCGGACUUCGAGCUGCGACCGCACUUCUGGCCAUGGAGGACCCCCUGCUUCAGGAGCUGGGACGGCGUGGCGGCUGGCCGGCCUACGUGGAGAGGCUUGCCGGGCAACUCCGGUUCCCAUAUCCUCCGACACCCAAAGACCUGAUUACGGCCAAGCAGGAAUGGAAGGACGAAGAGUUCCGGAGGUGGACGACUCAGCAUGCCCACGGACGGCGAUAAACCGAACAGCCAAAAAUAACGUCACCUUGUGCCGGCGGUGCUGUCUAAAACCGGAAACUCUGGGACACGUCAUCGGUGAGUGUUCAGCGGGACAGCGAGCGAGGAUAGACACAACUGAAUCGUGGGAGCCAUCGAAGAGAACUGUAAGAAGAAAGGAUGGACCGUGGCCAGGGCAGCAGCAACAGUUCAACGUCGGGGAGGAUCGCCUGAGGCCGGAUCUCGUGGUCAACCAGCGAGACCGUGUCCUCAUCGUCGAUGUCACCCUCCCCUACGAGAACGGCGCGUCACUGUCCGCAGCGGCCCUGAAGAAAGUGACAACUUACCAGCCGUUGCCACGACGGGAGGUCAUCCCCGUGGUCGUCGGAACCCGUGGAGCCCUCCCUCAAGCCACCGUCACCGGGCUGAAGAAGCUGGGCAUCACCAAGAGACGGACGCUGAUGGACUUCACCCUGAUGGCCAUCAGGAUAUCGAUCGAUAUCUGCAGAGGGCAUCUGGACUACGGCUGA